CUUGUCUGCAGGCCAAUAUGGCAGCCAAGUGGAUUUCCCAAGAGACGUUUGAUGAUGUGGUACAGGAAAAUAUCGUUGAGUUUGGAAUGGAUCCGGAAGAGGCAUUGAAUGAAGCCAUCCAGCAGUUUGAAUCUCAAGGCGUAGAUUUAAGUAAUAUAGUAAAGAUGGUACCCAAUCCAGCUUCAGAGAAUGGCCAAGAACAGAAGCACGUGGUUUUACAGAUAUUGGACUGUCUCCAGAAAGCCGUCAUCGAUGCGGAUUCAAGCAAGGUGGAUGAAUCUUUGGUGAACUUUGCCAAACAGUGCAGACAGGAGCUGUCGGUCCGUUAUCUGGCUGCCCAGAAAGGUGCCUAUCCUGCCGUCCUGGCGGCUUGUCGGCUGGCAUCAGAAGAGCGAUGCUCCCUUUUAAAAGCCCUCCAAGCCCUCUCUGCCCUCCUAGAUGGCCAGCCUGACCUCCUGGAUGUGCCCGGGCAGGAGCUGCUGCUGCGAGUGAUUCAGGAGAGUCGAGAUGACGCCGACCUCACUUUGGCUGGGAUCCGUUGCAUCCGCUAUGCUUGCCUGAAACAUGAGCAGAAUCGGCAGGAUCUUGUGAAAGGGGGCAUCCUUGCCCUACUGGCUGAGGCUAUAGUCCGGCACGGGGACCGGGCAGACGUGGUCCGGGAGGCCUGUUCAGGGCUCCGCAUCAUGACCUUUGAUGAUGACAUCCGGGUGCCCUUUGGCCAUGCCCAUGAUCAUGCCAGGAUGAUUGUGGCUGAGCAUAAUGGCUUGGGAAUCCUGAUAGAGGCAGCCAAAGCCUUCACUGAUGACUGUAGUGUUUUGAGUGAAAUCUGUGCCACUUUGGCACGCCUGUCUGUUCGGAAUGAAUUUUGCCAGGAGAUCAUGGACCUUGGAGGCUUAAACUUCAUUGUGGCACUGUUGGCAGACUGCAUUGAGCACCAGGAGCUGGUGAAACAGGUGCUCAGUGCCAUCCGGGCCAUUGCAGGCAAUGAUGAUGUAAAAGAUGCCAUUGUCAAUGCAGGAGGGACCGAUCUCAUUAUUUUGGCCAUGAGUCGCCACCUUGGCAACCCGCAGGUGUGUGAACAAAGUUGUGCGGCAUUGUGUAUGCUAGCGUUGCGCAAGCCAGAGAACUGCAGAGUCAUCAUGGAAGGCGGGGGAGCCUUGGCAGCUCUGCAGGCCAUGAAGAUGCACCCCAGGGAAGUUGCUGUGCAGAAACAAGCUUGCAUGCUGAUUCGCAAUUUGGUCUCGCAUACGCAAGACUUCUCCCAGCCCAUCCUGGAGAUGGGAGCAGAAAACUUGAUCACCGAAGCCCGGGCAGCCCAUCGGGACUGUGAUGAUGUGGCCAAAGCUGCCUUGAGGGACCUGGGCUGCAAAGUGGAGCUGCGGGAACUCUGGACUGGCCAGAAAGGAAGCCUGGCACGUUGAAGUCUCAACCCCCCUCCAUUGGGCAGCACCUGUGGAUGCGGAGUAGGAGAGGGAAGCAAAGAUUGGAAUAAAUCCAGACUGAGCAGUUGAGAGGAGAAGAGUGUAUUGAUGCCUCUGGAAUUGGAUAGGACUUAGUUUGCUGCAGCAGGAGGCCCGUGAUCCAUACUCUCUUGCAUUCAGCUUCUGGCCCAGGCUCCCCUU
Messenger RNA from Protobothrops mucrosquamatus (brown spotted pit viper), 1622 nucleotides. It is a transcript of the gene ARMC6, whose product is annotated as armadillo repeat containing 6. Lineage: Eukaryota; Metazoa; Chordata; Lepidosauria; Squamata; Viperidae. Gene Ontology annotation, molecular function: protein binding. The coding region runs from base 18 to 1421 and encodes 467 amino acids. Gene Ontology annotation, biological process: hematopoietic progenitor cell differentiation. The record is from RefSeq and is a predicted model, not a curated record. The transcript is spliced from 7 exons.